Acaromyces ingoldii is the source of this 804-nucleotide messenger RNA. RefSeq lists its product as hypothetical. The transcript has a single exon. Bases 1 to 804 code for a protein of 267 amino acids. The record is from RefSeq and is a predicted model, not a curated record. NCBI's taxonomy places the organism in Eukaryota, Fungi, Basidiomycota, Exobasidiomycetes, Exobasidiales, Cryptobasidiaceae.
AUGAAGCUGGCAGAAACGUAUCACAUCGCCUUCUACCGGGACGAUGCCGAUGGCCUGCCAGCGAUUGGUGCCGUCCUUGCGCCGUCAUUCGAGGAUCUCUACAGGACGAUGUGCGACAUCAAAGGCGUGCAUUUCGAGGUGACAGUGACCUCCCACUUCCAAGGCGAUCCGGUCUCCGGUCAGGCAGACGGUAAAGCGACGGGAUUUGUCGGCACAGUGCGAGUCGCAGACCUACCGGACGAUUGCAAAGCCAAGGUGUGGCAUCGCGGGCUACUCCAACUGUUGAUGCGACCGGUGCCAACAGCGCUCGAGCAAGGAAAAACGCCCGCGUUUCCUCAUGUCUCAAACAGACAGAUUCAGGUUGUUGCCUUUGCCACGUCGAAAGAGGUGGACCUGACUGAUCUGAAGCAGUGGUGGCAGCGUAGGUCCGAGGAUCCCGACGACGUCGAAGAACUGCUUUGCAUACCGUGGAAGAAGGAAAGGGCGGAUUGGCAGCCCAUCGACUACGCCUACGAAUGGUCAGACUAUGUCUAUCGACUUGGCUCCCCCCGGACGAGCGAUCUCAACCUCUAUUCCUUUUUGCUGGUGGAGGAGGGCAGCGCUGCACCUGAAGAUCGUGUAGUCAAAGUGGUUGUACCCUGGCGACAAAGCCUGGUCACCUUUGACCCGAUUCGCACGUUCAGAGCACGUCUCCCACGGGCUCAUGCGAUCAUCUCUGCCAUGGGAGGCUUGCAAAAUCCGCGACAAUGGCAGCCCGAAGCAGACGAGCAGCUCUUUGACAAUCCAGACACAGUAGUGCAGUGA